This is a messenger RNA of Spodoptera exigua (beet armyworm), 2373 nucleotides long. Lineage: Eukaryota; Metazoa; Arthropoda; Insecta; Lepidoptera; Noctuidae. The record is from the annotation of a GenBank genome assembly.
GAAAUCAAAAAACCAGUUUAUUUACCGACUACAUUCGCGACGCGCGCGCGUUGUAGGUCUCGUGUCUCAAAUUUGUGGUCCGUGUUUUCUCAUGUAGAUUCUAAUAAAAAAAUCUGUGUACUUUUAUGUUAAUAUUUUGGUGUGCCAUUUUAACUAAACAAAUAAAAUUCCUCAAACUUUUCUGUGAUUUUCGAAAGUACUCAAUAAAGUACCCAUUGAGAGUGAUAAAAGGUGUGCCGUGGUUCGAAUUUUGAAUCGUGAAUAAACUUUUGUGCAUUCGCGUGAAAAAUACAGGUGUUUUGUUUCGAUGAAUUUGUGUGUUUAAAUGAGAUGUUGAUACGGAAAAAGUUUACAUUCGAAAUCGAUUGUCAGUUGCAUAGUUGAGUGAUCUUCGUGUGAUUUCUUCAACGAGACGAGUUCGCAAGAUGUGUUCAUCGAGACACCUCAGCAAUCGAACAAGCUCUCGUCAGUCCUGAUGUUGUCCGGAACAUUCCAUGAAGUCGGCUGACAUGCAGCCAUGGCCAGUGGCAAGGCUCUGUAUUCAAUAGCGGUGGUCGCAUUGGGCUUCAUUUGCUUCGUUGUAGGUGCCAUUGCUGUUGGUCUACCUACUUGGGGAAACUUCCAUAGCUAUGAUUCUGACUUUCAACUCUCAGUUCCUGGGUACUAUUUAGACAACCCGAACUUCGACCAGGGUUACUUCGGACCAUGGCGGGUUUGCAAGAAACUUCUCUACAACAGGGAGAAAUGCGGCUCAGACGUCUCCAAGUUCCAUCCGUCGACGGCGGUGUAUAUAGCGGGUGUGGUGGCUUCCGUCGGCGUGUCCAUUCUUGGUGUAUUCUGCAUACUGUCAGUACUGCAACUCGCCAUGAUAUCGUCGAAGGAACGCGUCGCCUUCAAGUACACUCAUCUCGUGAUGUUGAAAUUGGCGUUGGCGCUUUUAGCCACGCUGCUGUCUAUUGUGGCAGCAGGUUUGUUCGCCGUACAAGGCGAUGACAGAGGCUUCUUCGUGACAAGGGGUGAAGCUUUCUAUGUGCAGAUAGUGAGUAUAGUGAUAAACUCUAUACUGUUUAUAAUGUCACUAUACGACGCGCUGUUCUCGCGACGGGCUGGCGGUGAUCCUACAAAUCCGUUAGGGGAACCUGAGGGCACCACCAUCAACAACCCUGGAUUCAAAGAAGGAAGAGGAAUCUCAAUGACUGACGCGUCAGGGAAGCCGUACAGCACAAAUGGUCACGGAAGCGUGGCGUCAAUGAAUACUACGGCCACAACGCUGACUGGCAUGUCGGAUGCCAGUACAAUAACGAGAUCCCCGCUACGGUCGUCUCUCAAGAAACCGCGGCCAAGAGAAGGGGAACCCGGUGGCCUGGGCAUACAAAACCCGGGCUAUUCAGGCCACUCGCCACCAUUAAACCGUAAUGGCAGUCAGAAAAAAGUGCGCAUCCAAACACACAGUACUGAGGUGUAAACAAGUUUCCCUUUACAAACAAUUUCUAUAUAAAACUGUAGCUCGACUUAAAACUAUGUAAGCGAUGACUAAAUAACUAUAUUUUUCUAGUUACUGAUUGAAUGCUUGAAACUGAGCUGUGGUCAGCGUAGCUAAAAAAUCUGUUCUCUAACAAUUGUGACUUUAAUUACGAACGUAAAAUAUCAAAGUUUUCACACUUAAAUAAAACGUGUAGAAGAUAAGACAUAUUACUGACUGAAACUGAUGACAACAGAAAUGUUUUACCAACCACAAAACUGCGGCCUACUCAUGUGAAUUGUGUCAUACUACAUCUUGCUUCUUCAUACAAAAUUUUGAUAACAUUCCAUGUACAAACAUAACUGCUAGUGCACCUAAAGCCUUGUCAUGAUUUCUGUGAACCGUCAACCUCAACACUCGAAUAUCUAAAAUACUAGCUACUCUCGUGCGGUUUCACCCGCUGCUCGGCUCCAUUUAAUCGUAGCGUGAUGUUUUAUAUCCUAUAGCACUCAGGAACAUUGUAGCUAUCUAACAAUGAAAGAAUUUUAGGAAAUUCGAGCAGCGGUUCCAAAGAUUACACCCUACAUACAAACUUACGAACUUACAAAUUUUACCUCUUUAUAAUAUUGGUAUAGAUUUAUCUCAACUUACAAUAUAAUUUUGUCUGAAGAAGCAUGGUUUAUAUUUAUUUAAACACUUUAUUAUUGCAUAGAUUAACCCAAGAAGGCACUGGUAUAAAACGCAUAAGUGUAUAAAUCAACUAGGAAUUUUAUAAAUAUGUAUGUAUGUACCUUUUUACAAAUAGAUACCUUUUUACCGUUUUAAUAGGAUUAUUUGUGGUUACUUGUAAAAAUAUGAAUUUAUUAAAAAUUAAUAAAUUAAUCAAAUGUUUACAUAGCUAUUGCAAUGUA